CGGCUUGUUCAACUGAACAACAGACUCACAAAAUGUUGCUUUUACUCUUAGAAAACUUGCAUUUUAUGCGUUUCUUUUACUCUUUGAAAGCGGCUUUUUGACCACUUUGUGUCCAGUCGACCGACUGACGCUGUUACUUGUCGACGGAGUCAAACUAUUUGUUCAUGUAAAUAAGAACUUGCGAGUUUUCCGACAGUUUGUGGAUGUUUCCCUCAAAGUUGCAACAUUAUUUUUUUACACAUUUGGACUGACGUGACCCUGGAGGUUCGUUUCUUCUAUAUUUUGAGCGGAAUCCAGGUGUGAAAAGACGACAAACAGCCUCAUGACGUCGCCAUGGGAGACAAGGAGCUGUGUCUCAUUGACAACAACAUCAGCAGUUUGUUAGACAUCCCCCUGAGCCCGACCGUGUCUUCACUCAAUCUGCACUGCAAUCACAUCGAGAGGAUCGAGGGCCUGGCCUCGGCCUGGCACCUGCACCACUUAGACCUUUCCUCCAAUCGCAUUUCCAAGAUUGAAGGUCUGAGUUCCCUCUCGUCCCUGAGGACUUUAAAUUUAUCCUGCAACUUAAUCAGCGCGGCCGAAGGACUGAGCGGCCUUGUGAGCCUAACCAGAUUAAACUUGUCCUACAACCAGAUAAACGACCUCAGCGGCCUGCUGUAUCUGCACGGCCCCCAGUACCAGCUGAAGCACCUCGGUCUCCAUAGCAACCGGCUGGACGACAUCGAUCACCUCCUGCAGUGCCUGCUGGGAUUGAACAGUUUAAGAGAGGUCACUUUAAGCCGGGAUGGGAAAGAUAACCCCAUCUGUGGGUCACCAGGCUACAGGGAGACGGUUCUGCAGUCGCUGCCUCAGAUCUCCGUUCUGGACGGCGUGGACCGGCUGGGGAACCCGUCCGGCCUGAGCAGUCUGUGUGACUUCCCCGGGCUGGAGGACUACGUGGACCUCCUGCUCUCCUCGGACAACAGCCACAGCGGAGCGGUGGGACGGGACGGCCGUGUCCCCACGCCUCGCAUCGACCACCUGCUGGCUCAGUUUCGUCAGCGGAUCGCCUCAGACGCAGCGUCAGAUCCGGCCUCGGCUGCGGACUGUGAGGAAGUCCAGCCGGCUUGUUCCACCGGAGCCGAUCGGCGCAGCAGGAAGACCGAGCAGCAGCACAUCCAGCAGGUUCCUGCGAGUAAGAAGUCCGCCCGUCCCACGGUCCGGAAAGCCAAGAGGGACACAGACCGCACCUCGGAGAGCGAGUGCGACAGCGGGAAGGAGAUCGGGAGGCGAACGCGGAUUCCAAAACCUCGGAGCAGCCUCACAUCCAGCACCAGCACGCCGGAGAGCAGGGCCCGGAUGGCAGACAGCGGUCAGGAGAAGCGCAAACGGAGGACACCGAAGUACACGGCGGCGCCCAGGAGGAAGGCCGGCGGCGUGGAGGCCGCCGAGCCGACGAGGAAGGGGCCUGUGAGGGCGGAGCUAAAGGCCAGGUCCACCCAGGAGGAGGAGACCUACAGGGCGAUCGUGGAGGAGCGUGACCAGGAGCGGGAGCGGCGCUGGAAGGCGGAGCAGGCCGUCAGGAAGCUGACGGAGGAGCUGAAGCUGCUGCGCUCCAGGGUGAGCGAGGAGAAGGACCUGCAGAGCAUGGCGCUGCACACCACGGACAGGCUGAAGGAGGUGCUGCUGAAGGAGCGCUCGGGCCGCUCGGGGCUGCAGGCCCGGGUGGAGGAGCUGGAGGGGAGGUGCCGCUCCCUGACCCGGCAGCUGGAGCAGGCCCGAAACGAGGAGGAGCGGCACAGGACCGACCUGCGGAGGCUGCAGGACAGCGUGGCCCAGGGGGAGGCGCUCAGGGCUCGCCAGCAGGCCGAGGAGGUGAAGCGGCACCAGGAGCUGGAGAACAAGGCGGCGGCUCUGAGGAGAGAGCUGGACAUCCAGAGAGCCGCGGUGCAGCAGCACAAAGACAAACUGCAGGAGCUGCACGAGCUGCUGGCGUUCCGGGAGCAGGAGCACAGACAGCAGCUGGACUCGCGCUUGCAGCCCAGCGGGGCGGAUUUCCAAGAGGCGGUGGCGAAGGCCGUGUCGGCGGCCGAGCAGAGGCACGGCCGCAGGGAGGCGGAGCUGCAGGAGAGGCUGGAGGACGGCGGGAGGCAGUACGCCGCCCUGGAGGACGAAUUCCGCAUGGCGCUCACCAUCGAGGCCGCUCGCUUCUCCGAGGUGAAGGAGGCGUGUGAGCAGACGGCGGCCGAGCUGCAGGACGUGAAGACCAGUCUGGACCGGGCGCAGCAGAGGGAGAGGAAGUCCGGCUCGCUGGUGCAGGAGCUCACGGCCGUGGUGAAGGAGCAGAAGAGCCGCAUCUCGGAGAUCCUGAAGGCAAAGAAAGACGCCGUGGCUCAGCUGAAGAGCCGGCUGCAGUCCCUGGAAGCGGAGGCGGGACAGGACCGGCGGCUCGGCCUGCAGCUCGAGCUGCUCAAGAAGGACAAGGCGCGGUUGUUGUCUCAGCUCACGGCUCAGGAGUCUGUGAUCGACGGCCUGAGGGCGGAGAGGAAGGUCUGGGGCCAGGAGCUGGCUCAGCAAGGAGCCUCGCUGGCUCAGGAUCGAGGGCGUCUGGAGGCGAGGAUCGAGGUGCUGAGCUCUGAGCUGGACUCUCAGAAGAAGCAGGCGGAGCGGGACAGCGACGCUCUGAAAAUCAAAGCCAGAAUCAUCGACGACCAGACGGAAACGAUCCGCAAACUCAAAGAGAGCGUGCAGGAGCGUGACGAUCAGAUCCGCAGGCUGCGGGACGACGCCGUGCGGGCCCAGAGGAGCCUGCAGCAGCAGCUGGAGGAGGAGGCCGGCCAGCAGGCCGAGCUCCGGGAGCGGCUGGAGCAGCUCAGCCUCCGCAAGGAAGAGCUCAAACAGCAGCUGGGGGACAAGGAGGCGGAGCUGGAGGAGCUCCGGAGGGUCUACAGCGACUCCAGUCAGAAGUGGCAGGACAAAGCAGACCUGCUGACUCGCCUGGAGAGCCAGGUGAUGCGCAUGAAGGACAACUUCGAUUCAAAGGAGCGCCAGCUGCUGGAAGAGAGAGAAAAAGCAGCGGAAGCUCACAGAGCAGCGGUGGAGAAGCUGCACUGCGUGGAUGAUGCUUUUCGCCGCCAGCUGGAGUCGGUCCAGGCCUCGCAUCAGGCCGAGCUGCUCCGUCUGGCCAAUGAGAACCAAAUGAAGAUGGAACAGGCCAAUCAGAAGGUGAUCGACGUGGAGGAGGAGAUGCGGCAGCUACUUGAAGAGACGGAAACCAAGAAGAGAAUGAUGGAGGCGAAGAUGAGACGUCUCACCAGCGUUCUCCAGGACUUUUAACACAACACAGAGAGAUCUAAUGUUUAUAUAUUUGUUUACAAGCAUUUUUGUAGAUUUGAGUACGGUCAUGUUUGUUGAAAUAAAUCUAUUUUCUGUUCUUUAUGUCUCAUGAAGUGACAUUAAGUCAU
This is a messenger RNA of Salarias fasciatus (jewelled blenny), 3443 nucleotides long. RefSeq names its product leucine rich repeat and coiled-coil centrosomal protein 1 (gene lrrcc1). Gene Ontology annotation, cellular component: cytoplasm; centrosome. Gene Ontology annotation, molecular function: protein binding. The transcript is spliced from 19 exons. The record is from RefSeq and is a predicted model, not a curated record. The coding region runs from base 334 to 3315 and encodes 993 amino acids. NCBI's taxonomy places the organism in Eukaryota, Metazoa, Chordata, Actinopteri, Blenniiformes, Blenniidae.